This is a messenger RNA of Drosophila albomicans, 2537 nucleotides long. RefSeq lists its product as uncharacterized. The coding region runs from base 1483 to 2448 and encodes 321 amino acids. The record is from RefSeq and is a predicted model, not a curated record. The transcript is spliced from 2 exons. NCBI's taxonomy places the organism in Eukaryota, Metazoa, Arthropoda, Insecta, Diptera, Drosophilidae. Gene Ontology annotation, molecular function: carbohydrate binding.
CUGUCAAGAGUCCAGGUGGGGUCCAUAUAUCGUUGUUUGACCCAGAGGCGACGUGGCUCAUUCAUUUCCCACCCCAAUUGCUAUUCGGUGAUAAAGAUUCACACGAGUAUCGCGACGCAAGAGCCGCGACUUCGAGCUGUAACUGAUAAGUGUGCAACGUAUACAAACUUUGCUCGAGUUAUCAGUGAGAGUGACAACCGGAAAUUAAAGUUGAAAUCAACACGAUUACUUCAUUAGCUCUGUUUACUUACACUAUACACUUGGUAGGUUAUGGUUAGAGCUAUGUUAAAGGCGAAAGUUCGACAAGGUCACAAAUGUGAGGGUUCAAUAAACGAAAGGAUUCUCCCCUUGUCAGUCUGAUUUAUGUAGUUGAUUUCCUUAUUAAUAGAUAAACACGGUCGUAAUUAAUCAAUUAACUUUUGGGAUUAUUAGUAACAGGCUCAAUUCGUUACUCCGAGGUAUGAGGACCAAGAAGUUCUAAAGAGUAGUUGUAGAGUGUAAACGGACGGAAAUUGUUGAAACGCAAUUACAAGCUUGAGUCAAAAUUGAUCAGGUGCAAGCGACAGUCGAGGACGAGGAAAAUAAGAAACGAGAAAUGGGCAAUGGGUUUUACCCCAGACCCAAAUCCAGAGGCAAAGUGGAUGUCACUGUAGUAGUGGGUGCAGGCAACUUUAGCGAACGUGCCAAAGAAACGUCAAAAGAAAUGAAUUCCCUGUCCAAAAGCCUAAGAAGGCCUCAACGGUAUGAUGACGAACGAUGAGUGGCCCCGAGAGAGCUUAGGUUUUCUCUAGGAGCGGGUGGGCAAUGGGGCAAAUGCAAAAACUUUAGACAGGGAAUCAAUUGUUGCCUUGUUUUAUUUCGCUCCUUCGUCGAAGACACGCAACAACAAUAGGCAAUGGCAAUAGCCUGGUAACUAGCUACAAAUGAGCAAGGUAGGUGUGGAAAGGGAGCACGGGGUUAGGUUGGUGGGAGUGGCAGGCCAACAACCGUGAAAAGAACUUCAGGAUGACAGUUAUGGGUUACAAAGGCAAGGAUUGAAUCAAAUAAAUAAAAGCGCAAGGUUCCACAGCACACAGUGCAACUCGCUCAAUAAGGGAUGGAGGGUACUUACCUGGGUGUUUUGGGGUUGCCCGGGGUCCUUCGAAGCCGAUAACCUUACCAGUGUGUCCAUGUCAAGUUUGCAUGCGGCUGCAGGUAAUUCUUCAUUUCAUGCCGCCGCUUUACAUAAUCAUCAUAAAUGUAGAAAGCAAUGAAUGGCAAAUCUAUUAACAUAACAUCGCAUAAAACAAAAAUGUCUGCGCCGUCGUCAUCGUCAUCGGCUGCGGCAGAGACAUAGACAGAGACCGAGGCAACAAUAGCAUUUGGGGCACUUGGCUUGGUGCUGUGCCUGGUAGUCCGAUUGAAAUCAGUUGCAUUGGAGCAGUCGAACAGUCGCAAUGAACAUCUGGAAAGCAAAAGUGCUCACCGAAGUGCCUUUCGGGCAUGUGCUUAUUGUCAGCGGCAAAGUCAAACCUCAUCCCAAUAAGUAGGCAACGAAUUAUGACGACUUUUAUGCGUCUUCCAAAGAAUCCGUUUCUUUCUUCUAGAAUAUCACUCGACCUGACAGACAAUGUCAAUGCGGAGAAUGAAAGCGAAACGGUCUUUCUAAAGAUUGAGGCGAACUUUCGCGAAGGUCAGAUCAUACGCAGCAUGUUCCAGCCGGGCGAGGGCUGGAAACAGGAGGAGAUCUCGAAGAACUGGAAGUGUGAUGGUCCGAAGAAUCCUCUGGUGCCCGGCCAGUGCUUCACCUUUCGCGUUGCUGUCCUGCAGCGCUGCUUUGAAAUCUACGUAAAUGACCAGCUCUAUGGGUCGUUUGAGUUUGUCAAGUUCCCCAAGCAAAUCAAUUUCGUGCGCGCCUAUGGAGACUUUGAGAAGAUCACGCAAUUCCAUCAUCGUAUGCUCUUUCCCUUAGUGUUUCCACGCAGCCUUAUGUGCGUGGAUCGUGUCGCCUUUCAAAGCGAUGUGCCACGACGUUAUGAAACUGGCACCGUAGUUGCUAUGGAGUGCAUUGCCAAGGGGCCACCGACUACAGAGUUUUCUAUCUGUUUUCAGUGCAACGAUACCGGACGCAUGAUCCUCAAGUUCCAUGUUAAUUUUGACAAGACGACUGUGUCGCGAAGUUACCAACGCGAAGACAACAGUUUUGCCAGUGACGAUGAGGAAACCGAGGGAGAAUUCCCCUUUGUUCGCGGCAAAUUAUUCAAGAUAGCCUUUGGCAUUGGAGAUCGUUCGUUCCUGAUUGCCGUCAAUGGGCAAUACUUCACCUACUACAAUUUCCCGGUGCGUCCGUUCUCUAUCUCUACGCUUAAGUGCUUCACUAACGAUGUGGGCGACUUUGCCGUGCGCAGUCUGGAGUAUCAUUCAGAUUCGCCUUUGUUGUCACGGGUUGAGAAGCUUUCCAUCAUAUAGAGGACAGCUUUGGCAAUGUUACCGAAUGUAGAACGUUGAUCGUGCUAGUUGCAAUCGUUGGAAUUUUCUUGUUCACCUCUUAUCCUAUU